This is a messenger RNA of Orbilia oligospora ATCC 24927, 1275 nucleotides long. RefSeq lists its product as uncharacterized. Lineage: Eukaryota; Fungi; Ascomycota; Orbiliomycetes; Orbiliales; Orbiliaceae. The transcript has a single exon. Bases 1 to 1275 code for a protein of 424 amino acids. The record is from RefSeq and is a predicted model, not a curated record.
AUGUCAACCCAAACAAAUUUCAAGAUAGCAAUUAUUGGGACAUGCGAUACCAAACUCGAAGAACUACUUUACCUUUGUGACUAUGUAUCCACGCUCUCUAGUUCGUUGAAGGCGGAUCCCUUCUCUAUUACCCCUGUGCUCAUCAACACGGGAAAGCCUUCUGACUCCAGCCAUCACCAAAAAAUCAGCAUAUCUAUCCAUUCGCUAUUUCCAUAUUCGACAACAUAUUCAUCCAGGAACGAUCUAAUAGUUACCAUCGGAGGCGCUCUGAAGUCCUAUCUGUUGGAUCUUGUUCGUAAUGAUAAGAUUCAUGGCGUACUUGCCAUCGGUGGCAGCUGCGGUAGUAGCAUCGUAGCAGACGCUCUCCAGUCACUCCCAUUCGGAUUUCCCAAAGUUCUUCUAUCGACAAUGGCCAGCGGUGAUAUCAAGCCGUAUAUUGGCUGCUCCGACAUUUCUAUCCUUUAUAGUGUUGUCGACAUAGCCGGGUUGAAUAGCCUACUCAAACAGGUUCUUGAAAACGCUGCCGGUACGGUUGUGGGGAUGGUCAAAUCAAGAGCAUUAAGGCCUUCACUUGUCGAUUCAAAUGCCGAACAAAAGAAGAAAGUGGCUAUAAGCAUGUUCGGGAUUACUACCCCUGCUUGCGACGCAGCGAGAGCAGUGUUGGAAAAAAACAGCUGUGAGGUCUAUGUAUUCCAUGCGACAGGAUCGGGCGGAAUGGCUAUGGAGAAGCUUAUUCUGGACGGAACUUUCGACGGAGUCUUGGAUCUUACCACCACGGAGCUUGCAGACGAGGCUUUUGGAGGUGUUCUGAGUGCGGGUAGCGAGAGGCUGAAAGGAGCAGCAAGGGCGGGGAUACCAAUGGUUGUCAGCACUGGAGCGUUGGAUUGUAUCAACUUUGGGCCGAAGGAAACAGUCCCAGAAAAGUAUAAAGAAAGGAAGAUACAUGUUCACAACAACGCUGUAACGGUGGUCCGGACGAAUGAGGAGGAGAACGAAUGUCUUGGAAAAAUUAUAUGCAGACGACUUUUGGAAAACUCCUGCGCGGGGCAGAGGCACAGAAUUCAAGUUUGGUUGCCGUUGAAGAGCGUAAGUAUAAUUGAUCAGAAUGAAAGCUCUUUUAGAGAUGCGAAAGCAGAUCAUGUACUUCAUGAGACGAUUACGGUUGGCCUAUGUGAUACUGGCAUCAAAGUUGUGGCGAAGGAUUUAGACAUAAAUGAUGAGAGGUUUGCGGAAGGAGUCGCGGCGGCACUAUUAGAAGCUAUGGGGAACCGAUAG